Molecule: messenger RNA, 2772 nt
Organism: Rotaria socialis
Lineage: Eukaryota; Metazoa; Rotifera; Eurotatoria; Philodinida; Philodinidae
Source: the annotation of a GenBank genome assembly
AUGAGUGAAAUACAGAUGAUUAAAAACAACGAAUCUAAUAUACCCAUGUCUAAUAUUAGUAAAAAUACCAAUCGAUUUCAAAUGCCAUACAAUUCAAUUCAAAGAAAGCUCGAUCGAUUUUGGGAUAAUUAUUCAAAAUUUUUAAUACGUUAUUCGUUCAUAACACUUAUAUUAAGUUCAUUGAUAACGAUUGGACUUACGGUUUAUUUUUUUAAUUUUGUGCAAAUACGUCAUUUUGAUGAAACAGCAUUUUUCAUGCAAAAUGGCCGAACUUCAAGAAAUGUUGAACGUAUUAAAAACAUAUUCGGCAAUGAUAAAAAUUUCCGAGCACAUCAACAAAUGAAUCUUUACCCAGCUUUAGAUGUUAUUAUCAAAAGAAAAUCACAAUCAAAUCGAGGAAAUAUGAAUGAAACAAAUAUGUUAAAUCAACAAAUUAUUGAUGAGGUUCGUUUGUUAGACCAGAAAAUUCGAUCUAUUCGAAUCACUAUUAGCAAUACUCCAUUCCAAUAUAAUUAUUCAUCAUUAUGCGCCAUAAUGAACCAUGCAUGUAUUGUUGACGGAAAUUAUUUAUUAUCGGAUCGAUUUCGCCAAGAUUUUGCAUACAUAAAAUAUGAAUCAAGUGAAAUCUAUUUUGAUACAGCAGCAGGUGCUAACGGUAUUGCGCCAUUUAUAUUCAGCAGAAAUUAUCGAACUAUCAAUGCAACAUCACCUGACUCAGAUUAUGUUGACGAAAGUGAAGGAAUCAAUGACGAAGCAACAACGGAAGCACCUUUAACAGAGAUUAUAUCUUACGUUCCACUAUUUCGUCUUCGAUACGCAUUAAAUGUAACAACGAAUGAAACACGUCAUUUAUCAGCAGCAUGGGAAAAUGCAGCAAUAAAUUAUCUUAACGAAAAAUUUCAGUCGAACUUAAUUUCUCUCGCAGUAUCGAGUUCAACAGCUAUCAGUGAUACUGUUAGUAAACAAGCAAGCGACGAAGGACCAUUUAUAGCAAUAAUGCUUUUAAUAUUCGUUAUUUUCGUUUGCUUUUUUAUCAGUGUUCAAGGUACUUUUCAUACAUCUGUUGGAUAUUUAUCAGCUUGUGGAAUUAUUAGUUUGAUUCUUUCCUCUGGUGCUACAUUUGGUUUAUUAUCACUUCUUAGAGUUCAAAUUAUGGAACCAAUGGCUCUUAUUGUUUUUGUUAUUGCUAUUAUUGAAUGUAUGCGUGUUUCAAUUGUUUGUGGUGAUUAUCAUCGAAUAAUACAACAACAUAUUCCACAAUCUUCAACGAAUGUUUCAACGAAAAUUGACAUUGAAAAAAUUCUUUCAUCAAUAUUAAAAUCUAGUCGUCCAUAUUUUUUAUCUUCAACAUUAAUUCAGAUGAUUGCUUUUACAAUUUUGUCAAUAAUAUCUCCAAUGCCAUGCCCAAAAUAUCUUAGUAUUACAUUAGUCGUAUAUGUAUUUAUAAAUUAUUUAACACAUUGUACAUUUUUUUCGUCAUGUCUUAUUAUAACAUUAAAACGUAUUAAAUCUCGCCGCCAUUCUUUAUCAUGUCUUCAUUUACCAAGUGAUUAUUAUAUAAAAGAUCGUAAAAAAUCAAUAAAAAAUACAUUCUUCCAGCGACCAAUGAAACUUUUUGAAAAGGUUGAUCCAAAAUUUAAAAAGAUUUUUACGGGCUUUAUAUGUUUAUUCUCAAUAAUAUGUGUCAUAUGUAGUUUAUGGUUGAUACUAUCGAUUGAUACACGUUUAUUUGAUGAUAGAUUUCUUCCAAGAAAUUCAUCUUCAUUACGGUCAUAUAUGAAAUCACAAACCGACGAUUAUGAUAUUGGUCCUAUGAUUAUGUUUGUUAUUCCUCAAACAGUUGAUUAUACGAAUGCAACCAACCGAUUAUUAAUUCAUCGUAUGAUAGAAAAAUGUCAAAAUGAAACAACAACUAAUAAGUUCAAAUUAGUAUGGAUAGACCACGAAGAUGUAACAGAUCUUUUAACCAGUAAAGAUUCAAUUGAUAUUCGAAUAACGCCAUAUUCGCAAAAUGAUAUCAUUUUCUCCGAAGAAAAAAACAAAACCGUUAUAAAAGCGUCAAGAUUCUAUUGCCAAUAUAAAUCCAUUAAAGGCGAUCGUGAAGAUUUACGAACAAUGAACAAUUUGUAUACGUAUACGCAACAAAGUCCUAUACCAUUCAUAUUUCCUUUCAGUCUUAUAUUUCAACAUUAUGAAGCAUUGGGACAAAUACGUUUGGAGAUGUAUUUAUUAAUACUUAUCAUGGUUACAAUUACUUUCGUUGUCAUUUUUCUUAUAUUUGCCUCGUUAAAAAGAGCUCUUCUAAUCAUUUUACAUUUACUUGUUCUUCUAUCUGGAAGUUUAGCAUGCCUAUAUCUAUUUCAUAAUUUAUCAUUUAAUUUUGCCAAUGCACCAUGGUUAUAUAUCAUACCUAUUGUAUUUCUUGAUACUAUUAUUCAUGCAACUUUUAAUAUGAAAAAAUCCAAAUGGAAAUAUAAUCGUAUUAUGUUUUCAUUAAUAAUAGCAUUGAUUAUAUUUUCAUUUUUUCCUAUUGAGACAUAUAUAUUUCAUAUAAUAUGUUAUUCAUUACUUUAUCAAUCAAUUAUUUGUUUUACAUCGAUUAAUAUAGUGCUUCCAUCAUGGUUUUAUAUUAUUAAAAGAAUUUUAAGGAAAAAUAAGAAAGCUAAAAAAUUAUCAAAAAUACUUAUCGAUACGAAUCAAUCAUCAGCUAUAACUACAGAAAUACAGAAUCUCGUUAAUGAGCCUAAUGGAAAUAUGAAUAACACUAUUUAA